This is a messenger RNA of Chelmon rostratus (copperband butterflyfish), 2590 nucleotides long. RefSeq names its product chloride intracellular channel 5b (gene clic5b). The coding region runs from base 58 to 1311 and encodes 417 amino acids. Lineage: Eukaryota; Metazoa; Chordata; Actinopteri; Chaetodontiformes; Chaetodontidae. The record is from RefSeq and is a predicted model, not a curated record. The transcript is spliced from 6 exons.
ACUCCAUUUCUGCCAAAAAAACAAAAAAACAAAAAGCAAAACCAAAUACCAGCAAACAUGGACAACACCUCUGACACAGAGAGAAGUGCGCAUGAAGAGCGCAGCGAUGGAGCUGGCAGCCCCGACCCGCAGCCCAAACAUGAGGACUCAGGUGAAGCGAAGGAGCAGCUGCUCAGCGAGGUGCAGGUCCACGCCUCUGCGGAGGCAGAACGCAGCUCGCCGGACUACAUGGACACCAGAGACGGGGACAAACAAAGCUGCUCGUCCUCCUCAUCCAGCGACGACGAAGAGGUGGCGGAGGCGAAAGCAGAGCCGGAGCCAGUGGUGGAGGUGAUGGUGGAGGAGGCGAACGGCGAGGCGCACGGCGGAUCCAGGCGCUCAUCGGCCUCCUCUGCAUCCUCCGCUUCCCCAGGAGACCCGUGCGACGACCCGCCGAUCCAGAGUCCGCAUGAGGAUAACGCGGAGGACGGCAUGCUGAUGGCGUACACCCACCCCAGCAUCUACACCAAGCCGGAGGAGACCGUCGAAUACAGCCUGAAAACUCUGGAGAGUGUGACUCUGGAUGAGAGCAGCGCUGCGCCGGCCGAUCCCACCCAGGACGACAUCUCUCUGUUCGUCAAGGCGGGCAACGACGGAGAAAGCAUCGGCAACUGCCCCUUCUCCCAGCGCCUCUUCAUGAUCCUCUGGCUUAAAGGGGUCGUGUUCAACGUCACCACCGUCGACCUUAAAAGAAAGCCCGCAGAUCUGCACAACCUCGCCCCGGGGACUCACCCUCCCUUCCUGACCUUCAACGGAGAGGUCAAGACCGAUAUCAACAAGAUCGAGGAGUUUCUGGAGGAAACGCUCUGUCCUCCAAAGUAUCCCAAGCUGGCCGCCAAGCAGAGAGAGUCGAACACAGCUGGAAACGACAUCUUCGCCAAGUUCUCAGCCUACAUCAAGAACACCAAACCAGAGGCCAACGCCGUUCUAGAGAAAGGUCUGACCAGGGCCCUGAAGAAGCUGGAUGACUACCUGAACAGCACCUUGCCAGACGAGAUCGAUGCAGACAGCAUGGAGGAGGAGAAGGGCUCCAACCGAUGCUUCCUGGAUGGAAACGAGCUCACUCUUGCAGACUGCAACCUGCUGCCUAAACUGCACAUAGUCAAGGUUGUUGCUAAGAAGUACCGCAACUACGACAUCCCCUCAGACAUGACGGGCGUGUGGCGGUACCUGAAGAACGCCUACACGCGCGACGAAUUCACCAACACCUGCGCUGCCGACUCUGAGAUCGAGACCGCCUACAAAGACGUGGCGAGGAGACUGGCCAAGUAGCUCUGCGGCUGACCUCGGAGCUCCAGCGAAAUAAACUAGCAGCACAACACAAAAAAAACAUCACUUUUAAACCUAUGCGUGGCUGUCCUUUUGAGUCUUCUUCAGUGGCGUUUUCAGGAACACUUUUGUCCUUCAUAAACAGGUCAGAUGUUGCAGAUGUGUGUCAGGAUGGCAUCGCCUGCUGCUUCAGAGAUUCAGAACAUAUAUGGUGUAGCAAUGAGAGGAACAGACAGGGCAGAGGACGAGUGGAGAAGUCAGUAAAUCAGACACGUUUAACCUCAUUCACAGGUUUCAAACUAGAUUCAAAACCUUCUGCUGUGAAACCUCUCACAUAACUUUGACUCGAACAUGAUUGUGUCUGUAUUUAUUUCCCAUAACACAAAGCUCUCUUUCAUACAUACUCCAGCGGCGCACACGGCCAAACAUUUUACUAGCUGCUGAUGUCAGGGUCGUUCACUUUAUUUAUUCCAAAGCCCACAGAAGUCUGGUCUGACUCCAGUGUUUAUUAUCAAGCUUUGGCUCCUGGGGAGAAGCUUUAAUUCAUCUAUGAUUGAUGAUUGACGUUAAUUGUUAGCUGAGUGUGACCGUUUCGAUGUGCAGGUUCAUUUUGAUCGUCGCUCAUUGCUGUAGGUGUUGCUGUAGUCGUUUUGUUUCCUUCAGCUCGUGCAGAUCUUGAAAUUCACUCCCGCUUCUCCAAGAUUGAUUUUAAGAAGGACUGAUUUUAAAAACAAUGUCUGUAUGCUCCGAUGGCGUUAUUUCGAAAGGACAAAAGUUAUCAGACAAGGGCAUCGAGAGUGAAGAUCAAAGCUUGUUUCUGAAUUGUUUGCAUGCAUGAAUCUCUUUUAAAUUGGAACAUUUAAAGCUAAUAUAGAGCUGCUUCUUAAGAUGUGAAAACCCCUCAUGUGCCUUUAUUUGGAAGUAUCAGAAAACCCAUGCCAAUGCAGCCAUAGCCCGAGGCAUUUGCUCUGCCUCUAGUCAUUAGGGUUCAGUCUAGGUAUUGAUUUCGUCUUAAGUUACACACGAUAUUAUGAAUGGUGAGACUAUUUAUUUAGCAGCCCCAAUCAGGCCUGAUUAGGUAGAGCCAUUAGUGCUGCGAUGAAAAGCGUCUUCCAGGCCAGGUCCGCAAUGGUCAGGAGCCCUGCCCUCCAGCCCUUCAUCAAAGAGACAUUUCCUCUGCUCUGAGGAGUCUAUCGACAUCCGCAGCCUAAAGUUCAAGUUCAAAAGUUUCAUUGUCCACGCAGAGGAGGAUGGAAAUUUGUCUUGGGGCUUAUCGUCUUUG